Piliocolobus tephrosceles (Ugandan red Colobus) is the source of this 2535-nucleotide messenger RNA. RefSeq names its product guanylate cyclase 2G-like. Gene Ontology annotation, molecular function: adenylate cyclase activity; guanylate cyclase activity; peptide receptor activity. The record is from RefSeq and is a predicted model, not a curated record. Gene Ontology annotation, biological process: cGMP biosynthetic process; intracellular signal transduction; receptor guanylyl cyclase signaling pathway. Lineage: Eukaryota; Metazoa; Chordata; Mammalia; Primates; Cercopithecidae. Gene Ontology annotation, cellular component: plasma membrane.
AUGUCCAGAUUCCAGAGACUACUGAACGUUAUCCGUUUGCUGGCCUCUGAGUGGAACAUCUCCAUGUUUGACUUUGUUGGACAAACCGAAAAGCUGUGUGACACCUGUGUGAAACUUGUGCCACCCAAGCAAGACAUUGGUGACGUGCUCCAGAAAAGUCUCCAGUACCUGGGCUGGAAACACACUGGAAUGUUUGGAGGCUACUCUGGGGCUUCCUCCUGGGAUGGAGUGGAUGAAUUGUGGAGGGUUGUAGAGAACGAACUCAAUUCCCAUUUUAUCAUCACUGCCAGCAUGAGAUACACCAAAAAUAGUUUAGUCUUUCUUCAAGAGCAUCUUUGGAGGAUAUCAUCAAUUGCCAGGGUUAUCAUCUUAAUCUGCAGCUCAGAGGAUGCAAAUAUUAUUCUGCUGGCUGCAGAGAACCUGGGACUCAACACUGGAAAAUUCGUUUUCAUCAUUUUGCAGCAGUUGGAGGACCAUUUUUGGAAGGAAGUACUGACAAAUCAGAAAAUGAUGCAUCUCCCAAAGAUGUAUGGGUCAGUGCUUCUCAUUGCCCUCAGCUCCUACGGAGAAGGCCGUGGAGACGCAGGCUUUUGGAAACAAGUCUACCAAACACUGAGGAGGCCGCCUUUCCGCAGCACCAUCUCCUCGGAGGAGCAGGUGAGCCUUUACUCUGCCUACCUUCACGACGCCGUCCUGCUCUAUGCUGAGACCGUGAAGCAGAUGGUAAAGGCUGGAGGCGACUUCCAGGACGGGCGGCAGCUGGUCAGCGCUCUGAAGGUACCAGUCAGACCACUACAGGGAAUCACCAGCCCUGUGUUUGUGGAUGCCCAGGGAGAAAAGCACAUCGAUUUCUAUGCCCUACAGAAGUCUGAAGAUGGGCCCUUUUUUCUUCCUUGUUUUCAUUAUGACAGCUAUCAGAAAGUAAUCAGGUACUGGCAGGACAUUUCUGCAAGUGGGCCCCCUGGCUCCCUUCCUGAAGACAGACCUGGCUGUGGAUUUUAUAAUGAGCUCUGUGAAACUGAGCCUGCUUUGAUGGGUAAGUAUGGCUGCUUGGAGAAGGUAGCAGGUCUGAUUUUAAGGAUGCAGAGGGGAAAACUGCAGAGGCAAAACAAAGACAUCUGGUGGCAAAUCAAUUUUGACGAUAUCAUCAUUCUUCCCCAGAACAAGCCACCCCAGAGAGGCACACCUGUGUCAAGAGGCAUCACCAGUAACUCAUCUAGUGUGAUGAUUUCUGUGGACCUCAGCUCUUUUGUCAAGAGCCAGCAGGGGGAAGAGCUCUUCUAUGCCCCAAUAGGGCUUUAUCAGGGAAACCACGUGGUCAUCCGCUAUGGUGCACACCAAGCAGAAGCCUGGGUUAGGAAGCUGACUGUGUUACAGGAAAUACAGCUGCUGAGGCCCCCUGGCCCAGGGAAAUGGGGAUGCCACAUUAACCACAAAGCUGCUGACCUAAGAGGUGGACCAGAGAUGCUGAUUGGAGGAGAAAUCAUCAACCAAAUCGAAGACCCUGCAGCAGCAGUCCCACUGCGACCUUCCCUGCCCGAGGAGAAGGGCAAUGAAAAGAUCAUGGCCGUGGUGAGGGUAUGUUGGGAGGAAUCUCCGGAGAAAAGACCCAGUUUCUCUUCCAUCAAGAAAACUUUAUGAGAGGCCAUUCCCAGAGGCCAUGUGAGCAUCCUGGCCAGUAUGAUGAGUAAGUUGGAAGUGUAUGCCAAUCACCUGGAGGAAGUGGUGCAAGAGAGGACCAGCCGGCUGACGGCAGAGAAGAGGAAGGUGGAGAAGCUUCUGUCUACUAUGGUGCCCAGCUUCACUGGAGAACAACUCCUAGCUGGAAGGUCCGUGGAACCAGAACAUUUCGAGUCUGUGACAAUCUUUUUCUCUGACAUUGUUGGAUUCACAAAGCUAUGUUCUCUCAGCUCCCCCUUGCAAGUCGUCAAGCUCCUCAAUGACCUGUAUAGUUUAUUCGAUCACAUCAUCACAAAUUACGGUGAGUAUAAGGUUGAGACCACUGGAGACGCAUACGUGGUGGCUAGCAGACUCCUUAUCCGCAAUAUUGCCACCAUGUCCCUGCACUUCUCAGUGGCACCAUUCAUUUGCUUCCAGACUGGGCACUUGCUCCAGGAGAAGCUCCAGCUUCGGAUUGGCUUCCACACGGGUCCUGUGGUGGCUGGUGUGGUGGGAAUUACCAUGCCCAGAUACUGUCCAUUUGGAGACACUGUGAACAUGGCAUCCAGAAUGGAGAGCAGCAGUUCGGUAAAUGCAGGCUUGGAGGAGCUGAAGAUGGUGAACUCAUUUCAUGGGGUGCCAGGGCUGGCCUGUGGCUUUCAGCCCUGUGCAACUGCCCUAGCUGCCAGAUAUUUACAGCCCAUUAACUUGAGAAUUUGCAGUGAACCCAAUUUUAUUCUGCAGGAGGGGAAAGUGGAGAGGAUGAAGCCUGUCUUUCCUGUGCAAGGUGCCUGCUCUCUAACCUUUGGUGCUGAUUUUCCUUAUCAGUUAAUCAGCUUGCAAGGAGAUAGGAGCCCAUAUCUGACAGCAUCUUGA